AUGAGCUCUCAGGGCUGGACUCCUGGAAGUCUUCUGGGAGCAAAGGAUGCCGCGCACGCCAAUCUCUUGACCGCCGCCAGCGCUUCCCAUAUCAAGGUCACCCUCAAGGACGAUAAUCUCGGAUUGGGUGCUCGUAUUGGACGAGAGUGCGAGCCGACUGGACUUGAUGCCUUCAAAGGAUUGCUUGGUCGACUCAAUGGAAAGAGCGAAGUGGAACUCAAGAAGGAUGAACGAAAGCGCGAUGACGUUCGAUUGGCUCGUUAUGCUGCCCUGAAAUUCCCGGAAGUCAGGUUCGUCAGCGGGGGGCUGUUGGUACAGGAAAAGGAACCCGAGAUUCCUCCGCCAAUCACCCAGGACGCGACACAGAAGAAAUCUAAAUCAGACAAGAAAGAAAGCACAAAGACCACCGAGGACGACGAAACCUCUUCGAGCGAAUCGGAUGCCCCAGACCGCAAAUCCAAGUCCGAGUCUAAAUCCAAAUCAAAGUCCAAGUCCAAAUCAAAAUCAAAAUCAAAAUCAAAAUCCAAGAGGUCGCGCUCUCGAGACGAAACCGAUGGCAAUGAAUCAAGCUCGGAAUCAAAGAAGAAAAAGAAGUCCAAGAAGAGAAAGGCUGAUUCCGAGCAGAGCGAUUCUUCAGACAAGACAUCUGAACCGGAAGUCAAGGUAGCAGCAACAAUAUCCAGGGAGCGGCGGCCGAUGGGACGGAAAUGUUACUCGGUCACGCCAUAUCGCCCAGAAAAAGAGAGCCAUUAUGGACGACAAGUCUCUCAACGAGAUCUUCAUGAUCAAAGCAUAGAGUUUAUGCAAAUCUGCAUCUGA
This is a messenger RNA of Penicillium mononematosum, 819 nucleotides long. It is a transcript of the gene pxr1, whose product is annotated as telomerase inhibitor/ribosome biogenesis protein PXR1. Bases 1 to 819 code for a protein of 272 amino acids. The transcript is spliced from 2 exons. The record is from RefSeq and is a predicted model, not a curated record. NCBI's taxonomy places the organism in Eukaryota, Fungi, Ascomycota, Eurotiomycetes, Eurotiales, Aspergillaceae.